Hydra vulgaris (swiftwater hydra) is the source of this 4555-nucleotide messenger RNA. RefSeq lists its product as uncharacterized. Gene Ontology annotation, molecular function: zinc ion binding; DNA binding; DNA 5-methylcytosine dioxygenase activity. Gene Ontology annotation, biological process: positive regulation of transcription by RNA polymerase II. NCBI's taxonomy places the organism in Eukaryota, Metazoa, Cnidaria, Hydrozoa, Anthoathecata, Hydridae. The record is from RefSeq and is a predicted model, not a curated record. Gene Ontology annotation, cellular component: nucleus.
AGCUUUAGUUUUGUGUUCUUAUCAAAAUAUAUUCCUUACGGCAUUAUGCAGAUAAUUUAGUGGUGUUUUGCGGAUAAUUAACUGGAGAUAUAAUUAACAGUUGUUUAAACAUGUAAUAUUCAUAAUGGGGUGAUGUAAUAAUAUGCACGUGGUUAAACUUGUAAUUAUGAAUUUCGAGGAAAAUGUAGAAAUGACACUAAAUUAUUCUAACCAAAAGUCUGAUAAUGGUGUAGUUCGUAAGCGUCAAAUUAAAUGUGGAGUUUGUAGUGGAUGUCAGGUACUUCAAAACUGUGGGUUAUGUGUGUUUUGUAUAAAAAGAAAAACUGGAAAGCAAAUAUGCAAAGAAAGAAAAUGUCUUCAAAUAUUAAAAAUACAGUUGGAAAGAAAAAAGAAAAACUUCAAAAAGGAGUCGAAAAGAAAACAAGCCUAUAACAAUUAUCAUCAAAAUUUGGUCACACUUACUGACAAUGUAAAUGCUAAUCUUACUGAUAAAAUUACUAAACGACGUUCAUCAAAGAAAACAUCCAUAAAGUAUCAUAAUGAAGCUUUAAAAAGAACAUAUGAUAAUAUUAGUGUUUCAAAUGAAAAAACAUCCAACAAAUUAGUUCACUCAUCAAAUAGUGUAAAUGAUAUUUUAGUUUCUCAAAUUACCUUGCCUACACUUGAUGAAAACUUGAUUAAAUUUAAACUUUUAGAAAAUGAAAGUGAAGUAAACUUAUUAAAAACUACUACUCCUUCUUCUUUGGAAAGCCAUAGCAAUAUAUUAGAUGAAAAAUAUAAAAAACUGCAGAGUCCAAAACAAAAAGUUAAUAUACAGAGUCCGAAAAAAUACAAGCUGUCUAAUACACCAGAAAUUACUGAACCUCGAACUUCUAUUCUUGAAUCCGAAGAAGAUCUAAUAAAAAAAGUGCGUCCACAUAGUGCAGGACCUUUACCAAGUUUUAGUACUUUUGUGCAUGAAUUAUCGCUAAAACCUCAUAACAUCCAAUUGCUGAGUUUACCAACUUCUCCGAAAAAUAGUUUUUUUACUAACAAAUCAUUUGAUUCUAAACCAGAUAGUUUUAAACACAAAAAAAGUGUUCAGCUGAAGUAUUCUAAGAUUAAAAUAAAUUCUGAAUGUGGAUGUGCUGUUUCAGACACAAGUGAUUCAGGUCCAUUUUAUAAUCAUCUUGGUUCAGGCUACUCGUUAAAUGAACUUCGAAAUACACUUUUAGAUAGGUUUAGUAUUCAAAAUUCUGCAUUAAACUUACAAUUAGUUAAGCACACUUCUGUUGAGGGGAAAAAUGGUGAUGGAUGUCCACUAGCGAAAUGGAUAAUACGUAGAACAAGUGAUGAGGAGAAAUAUUUGGUUGUUGUACGACACCAUGAAGGUCAUACUUGCAGCAGCACAUUUACUGUUAUUGUUAUAGUUGCAUGGGAAGGUAUUUCUAAACAGUAUGCUGAUGAUAUGUAUAGAUAUCUCACCAAAACUUUGAAUGAAUCUGGGUUUCGGACUAGACGAAGAUGUAGUGCAAAUGAAAGUAAAACCUGUUUGUGUCAAGGUGAAGUUGAAGAAUCACAAGGAGCUUCAUUUUCAUUUGGUUGUUCAUGGAGUAUGUUUUUUGAUGGAUGCAAGUUUACCAAAAGUACCAAUGCGAGAAAGUUUAAAAUGCAGGACCCUGUAAAGGAAGAAGAAAUUGAAAAGGUUUUGCAAGAAAUGACAACUCAAGUUUCUCCUUUGUUAAAAAUAUGGGCUCCAAAAUGUUAUGAAAAUAUGACUCAUUUUGAAGAAAUAGCAGAUAAAUGCCGUAUUGGAUUAAAUAAAGGUCGACCAUUUUCAGGUGUGACAUGUUGUCUGGAUUUCUGUGCACAUAGUCAUCGAGAUAUUCAUGAUCUGAACAAUGGCACCACAAUGGUUUGUACCCUGUUAAAACCCAAUUAUAAUGAAAGAACUGAUGAACAACUUCAUGUGUUACCAUUGUACCAGUUGUUAGAUGACAGAGGAAAUAUUCUCCCUUGUAACUAUGACAACCCACCUCAUUUGAUCAAAAGUAAAAUUACAGCGCGUCACGAUACUUGCGGAAGAUAUGUUAAUCCAGUUGCAGUAAACCUUAAAAAAUUUGGUAAUGAACAAAAAACUUUUUUAAAAAAUGAAGGAGCAAACUUACUUUGCUCUGAUUUUCCUAAACAUCCUCGUUUUUGUAGCGAAUCAGAUGUUCCUUAUGUUCUUAGUCAAAGAGAAACAUUGCCUAUUCAAAAUAUAAAGAAAGAAAUGAUUUUUGUAGAUGAAUCUGAAAUUCCUGUUUAUCGACAAUGUAGUGAUUAUUUUAAUUUUGAAGAUUAUAAGUUAUCUACUAAGAAAAUGGAACACAAUAAUUCAAGUUCGCCGUUUAAGAAAUGUAAAGAACAUGUUUCCAAGCCUACUGUUAUAACUCAAGAAAUGGGUGGGGUUGCUAUUGCUCUAGGUCAUGGCUCAUUUCUUGUUGAAUGUGCCAAAAAAGAGCUUCAUGCUACCACAGCUUUAAGAAAUCCUGAGCGUUCUGAACCUACUCGACUUAGCAUGGUGUUUUAUCAACAUAAGAAACUUAACAAAAAAGAUCAUGGCUACGAAGAUUAUCAAGAAAAGAUAAAUGGUCGCUUAAAAGAAAGGUUAUUGAAAAAUGAACGCAGUUUUGAUGACUUAUCUUUACUAGCUGAUACAGCAGCGCUAAAUAAGUCUCCUUGUAUAGCAUUUACUAAUAUAUCUGAUAUAAAACCUUUUAUGGAAGUAGGGCAGUUUAAGAAAUCUGAUCACGAGAAAAAAAAUUUGCUCAACAGUAAAACAAAUAGCUUUAGUAUUGCUAGUCUUAUAAAUGUAAAUCCAGAUAAAAACUCUCAUAAAUCUCAACUAAAUGAAACAGUUGAAUAUAAUAAUAUCAUUAAAAAGACUACGAUCGAGGAUAUCGAUACUGUUAACAAUGUUGCUAUUGGGCAUAAAGACACUAUUAACACCAACGCUAUUGAAUAUAAUAAUAUUGUUAACAACAUUGGUAUCAAUUAUAAUAUUAGAAAGGAUGAAAUUGUUCCUUUGCUUCAGAAUAAAACAGAAAAACUUCCUACUUUUAGUAUUUUUAAAAAAAGUUUGUAUUUCUCUAAAGAUAUCGACGUUGAAGGUCAAGAUAAAUGUAAUAAUGACAAUAAAAAAGACGCUUUCUUUGAUCAGUUGCCUAUUUCGAUGCCUUUAGUUGAAGAUAAAACGUUAAAAAAAGCUUCAUCAUCAAUUUUAAAAGAAGAUUUUAAAAAUUCUGAGAACGAAUCUAAAACAGGAGAAAAUUCGAAUACAGAAAACAAAUUUGAGUUAUUGAAUACUAUAAAAAUUAAAAAUGAAAAUUUAGAUUUCUUAAAAAAGAGAUGUUCCAGUUCAAACAAUUAUUUGGUUAAAAAAUGUUUUAAAACUGACUCGGGUUUAUUGUCAACUAUUUCAUCUGAUUCAAAUUCUAAACGUGAAGUUGUUUUGCAACCAGUAGUGUUACAAAGUUUAGCUGUUGAUAACUGCUUUAUAAGCAAAGAUAAAAAAGAAAAUUUUAAUGAAAAGCUAACGGGCCACACUGUUUCUAUAUUUCAUGAUUGUAUGCAAAAUUCAUAUAAAGAAAGUGUUACAACUGAUAAGUUAUUAGUGACGAGCAAAGAUAGUAGUAAAGUCGGAGAGUGGAAUCUAAAUGAAAACAUGUUUCAGAAAGUUUCCAUUAAAAAACCUUGGGAAAAUUUUUUAACUGAAAAUGUAAUAGAUAGCAAUCGCAAUUUUUCAGAAAAAUACUGUCAUAAUGAAACACAUCCAUUUUAUAAUGACCUUUUUACAUACGGAAAAUCUAAUGAAACACGCAAAGAACAUCUUACAAAUGAAAAACUUAAUGAAACACAUAAAGAUACUCUGAUUAGCGAAAAACCUUUCACAAAGAGAAAUAAACAAUUUGAUGUUAAUAGUAUUUUAAGUAAUCAAUGCACGAAAUAUCAUGCAAUGCCAACCGAUCAUCGCUCUACUUUCACAAUGCACCAAUCUGCUACAGCACGCCAUAAUUUAUGUCAAAAUUUUGAAUCCCAUAUUCCGACUGCAAGUCCAAAUAAUAUACACGAAAGUAGUUUUUACUAUUUGCCUGGCUUUGAUGAUGGUACCCGAUUUACCUAUGCAUCUCCAGAAACGCAUGCAACUUCAAAUUUUAAUCAAGCAACCCCAAUAAUAGAACGCUCAUUCUCGACAUCUAACUCUGACUUACAUUAUAAAAAUGCGCACAGUGUAUCUAGCAAAAAGCAUAGAUGUUCCUUACCAUUAACAGAACAUUUUGAAUUCAGUUCUUUUGAACUUCAAGAUAAUUUACUUCACAAUGCAAACAAUAGUCUUGAAAUUUCGCAAUCUCGUUAUUUACCUAUCUCAGACAAUCUCACCCAAAAUCACAGUAUAUUUCAGCCCUUAGGGCCAUUUUCAGAAACAUUUCCUAAAAGUUACCCUACCUAAAAUUAAUGUGGGAAAUUGAAAUAAUUUUUUUUUUUAGUUUUGUUAACGGUUUUUUAAUUGAAAAAUGACAAAACCUUUUUAAAA